Molecule: messenger RNA, 3012 nt
Organism: Styela clava
Lineage: Eukaryota; Metazoa; Chordata; Ascidiacea; Stolidobranchia; Styelidae
Source: RefSeq, a predicted model, not a curated record
GAUAGUGUGGCCCGGGAGGUCGACAACCUUGGACCACCCUGGCCUAGGCCCUAGAAAAACUACGAGCAAAUUGCACGGUACUGCCUCUUGUGGGGUCUGUGAUACCAAGGCAACGUCGACGCCAACAGUGGGUCAAUGUAGAAUUGUAGAAAGCGAUAACUUUUCCUUCGAAGUGUUUCCUUCCGUAUAUUCGUCUUUUAUCAAAAAAUUACAACUGGUUUAAAAUAUGGUGUUAACUUCAAACAUUAAAGAAUCAGUUAACAGCCGACAAGCUGGUAAUAAAGUAUCAAGUCGAAGUUUCAACAGCUUGAAAGGUCAGCAUAAUGGAACUGCUGCAGAAAAGGGAAAAAAGAAAGGGGCUGGUUCACCAGAUCAAGCAAUAUCACCCAGAAAAUCAGGAAGUGACAUCUUGAAUAGUGAUGACAUUCAGAAGUUAUCAAUCAGAGAUGAAGAUCUGCAGAAAGUUAGGAAAUCACAUGAAAUCACAUCAGAGAGAAGUACAAAACCGAUAGAAACAAGUAGAUAUAAGGUUAAAAAACUAAAACCUCAAUCUGAGCAAGAAAAACAACAGAAAAAAGUAAUUGUUGCACGUACUGCUCCUGCUGAUGCUGAACUCAAACCUAUUGAUUAUUCUGGACCGUCAGGACCAAGGUACAAUCACCAGACAGGUGAAAUAAUAUCACACAGUUUGCUUGGAUCAGUUGAAGAUUUUGUAUCUGAAGCCGUUAAGCAAAAUUUCAUCAGGCCUGAUUCAAGAUCAACUGCAGUUUUGACACCGGUUCAAGUAUCUCAUAAAAUAAAUAUCAAACCAUCUAAAGCUCAACCAAGACCAAAAAGUCCGAAAAUAAAAAUGGCUUUGAAUCAAGGAAAUGCUCUUCAAAAUUGGCAACGAAAAAUGGCAGAUAGAAAACGUCAACAGGGAUUUAUUUCAAAAUUACUUCAGAAACCCAUUGAUCGUUUGGUUAUGCAUAAAGAUGAUGAAUUCAGAAAAGUGCAAGAAUUAAGAACACUCGUCGAUCGGGCUAUUCCUGCUGUUGAUUAUGGAAAAGGAUAUCGAGUCGGUAGUGAAUUUUGGAGACAACAUGAAAGUUUUGGUGACGACUUGACUGGAAUAAAAAUGACUCUCACUAAAACUGAAAAAGGAGUUCCAAUUGAAUUCGAACAUGUGGCAAAACCAUUAGUGUUACAAGUAGAGACCGGAAUUAUAGACCCUACCAAAGAUGAAAGAACGAUAAACACAGCUCGGCAAUGGAGAUCCAGUGAUUAUCUUGAACAAAGAUGUCGUCAGUUAGCUCCAGUCAUGUAUGAACUGGAUCCAUACAAUCCGGAUAUUGCAAAUCUCCAAAUAAUAGGUGAACCAUGUGAUAAAGAAAACAUACCACUUGAUCAAGAUAUGAUGCGAGAAGAAGAUAUGGUUAAGCCAGAACAAAACGAAAAGUAUGACAGCAGAGAAGUGGAAUACAUUGAUCCAUUGGAAAAAUACCCAGAUGUUUUUCCUGAACCUGUGAUGGGUCCAAGUAUUAUGUUUGGAGAAAAUGUUGCUUCGUGGAAUGGUUCAAGUACAAGUCACAUUGGCCAAAUAGGACAAGUUAGUCGAGUAUUUUUCGAAUCCAAUGCUGGUGAGCGAGUCACAUCUCAUCUUAAAGUUCAUAACAAUGGAACAACUGCAAUUUAUUUUCAUUGGAGAAGAGUUGUGACCCCGCCAUCUUUUGAGGCAGUAAAAAGAGAUGAAAUUCAGAGGUUUUACUUCAAUAAUGGAGAAGGCGUUGUACUACCAGGUGAAACAAAACACUUUCCUUUUGUUUUCAAGUCACCAAAUCCAGGAAUAUUCACUGAAACCUGGCAACUACUAACUGAACCUGUUGUUAUGGGAGGAGCAAGUUUACAUGUUGUAUUGAAAGGUAUUGCAACUGAAGAUGACGUUAAUUUUGAAAUAAGAAAUGAGAUAUUGAAAGAAUUAAAAUCAAAAGAAGCUGAAGUUGCUGCUAGGAGUAUUAUUGAAGAAAUUAUUAAAUCUAUUCGAGAAUCUGACAGGCCACCAUCACCAACAGAUGCAUACAUCACAGAAGAACAAUUAUUUAAACGUAAAAAUCCAAGUUCUCAAUAUGAUUAUGAAACAAUACUGGAACUCAAGAACUUUUAUCUUCAGUUAUUUCCAGAAGAAAGUCGUCCUGAUCGUGAGUGGGAUUUGUCUCUCGAUGAAUUGAAAGAUUGUAUUGUAGCUGUUCCUGAUGAAAAUGCCAAGGAAGAAUUGUUAAACGGUCUUGGUACAGUUAUUGGUAGGCUUGGUUCAAAACCAUUUACACCAACACAGAAUCUUAUGUACGCUGCUUGUUAUCAAAGGCUGCAAGACACGAUAGAUGGAAUAUGUAGUUCUUCCAUGAGAAUUCGAUCGAUCAUGGGUCUGCCGGAAAUUGUCAUGGAACCUGUUGUAGAAGUAGAUGCAAGUGUUUAUUCAGCAAGAUCAAUCAACUCUGGAUCAUCAGCAGGAAAUAGUAGACGUACCACUGCAGAUGAUAAAAAAGGAGCAAAAGGUGGAAAGAAACCUCCAGCUAAGGAAGAUCCAAAAGCUAAAGGAAAGGGAGGGAAGAAGGAUGCAAAAGAAAAAGAUCGACCCAAGAGCAAAGAUGUCAAAGGGGGUAAGGGCAAAGGUACCCCAGCUGCUGGUGCGACCCCUACAAAAGAAAUUCCAUCUGUUGAACGAGAUAUUGCUGUGAAAACUCCUUCCAGUACAAAAACUGCUCCAGUUGACACAAUGGAUCAAGAAACAAGGAAGAAAUACACAGAGAAAAUGUAUUCACAGGUCUACAAUAUAUUAUGUGAUACAUUGGAUGAUAUGAGUGAGAUAUUUUACGAAAUAAAGAAGACUGUGGCACAUGACUGAUUCACUGCAAUUUAUUUUUAUUUUUACCGAUAUAUAUUUAAAUAUAUGUUUUCACGGUUUAUGUUUGAUAUAUUUGGCAGUUUUUAAAUUGGCAGUCAGUCCGUUUUUGGCGCUCUUCAGAUUUUCGA